Messenger RNA from Pieris macdunnoughi, 588 nucleotides. The record is from the annotation of a GenBank genome assembly. NCBI's taxonomy places the organism in Eukaryota, Metazoa, Arthropoda, Insecta, Lepidoptera, Pieridae.
AUGGCCUCUAAGUUUGUUGUCCUCGCUUUAUUGGUAGCUGCCGCCCAAGGCAGUGCCGUCCAUGGAGGUGACUACUCCAGCUUCUCCUAUGGAGUAGCGGACCCCCACACCGGUGACGUCAAGAGCCAGCACGAGACCCGCCACGGUGACAACGUGGUCGGCCAGUACUCUCUCCUGGAAUCUGAUGGCACCCGCCGGACAGUAGACUACGCUGCUGACGCCCACAACGGUUUCAACGCUGUUGUACGCAAAGACCCAGCUCUGGUAGCCCACACUCCAGCUGUUGUCGCCGCUCCCGUCGCAUACUCCGCCUCUCCUCUCGCGUACGGAGCUCAUGCUCGCGUCGCUUACGCUGCCCCCGCCUACGCCGCAUCCGCCUACGCCGCUCCCGCUUACUCAGCUCACCCAUCUCCCCUUGCCUACAACUCAUACGCCGCUCCAGUCGCCGUCAGCACCUAUGCUGCCGCUCCAGUCGCUGUCAACGCCUACGCUGCCUCUCCUCUCGCCCAUGGAGCCGUCUCUUACGGUUCUCCCUUGGGUUACGGUUACGGCGCUCAUGGACUCAGCCAAGCCCGUUUGGCCUGGUAA